Molecule: messenger RNA, 1089 nt
Organism: Hibiscus syriacus
Lineage: Eukaryota; Viridiplantae; Streptophyta; Magnoliopsida; Malvales; Malvaceae
Product: chlorophyllase-2-like
Exons: 2
Coding region: 90-1025 (311 amino acids)
Biological process (GO): chlorophyll catabolic process
Molecular function (GO): chlorophyllase activity
Source: RefSeq, a predicted model, not a curated record
ACCUACCUUAUCUCGUUGUUUCCCACCUAUAAACAAACAACAGGAACUGAAAAACCAGAAGCAGAAGAAGCAACAACAGAUUGGAAGACAUGUCUGGUGCUGUCACAGAUUCGGGCACCAAUGUUUUUGGGUUUGGAAGCUACACCACUGUGCUUCAAAAGGUUGACUCAGUACCCACUCGUUCAGUGGCUGACCCACCCCCAAAACCACUCCUAAUUGCAACACCUUCUGAAGCUGGAGAAUUCCCGCUACUCAUCUUCCUCCAUGGCUAUCUUCUGUACAAUUCUUUCUACUCUCAGCUUCUCCACCAUGUUGCUUCCCAUGGCUUCAUUCUUAUUGCUCCUCAGCUUUACACCGUGGCUGGACCAGAUGCAACCGAUGAGGUUAAGUCCACGGCUGCAAUAACCAAUUGGUUGUCCAAAGGAGUACUCCAAGGGUUGCUUCCAUCGGAUGUUCGCCCGAACUUAAGCAAGCUUGCACUUUCCGGACACAGUAGAGGAGGCAAAGUCGCUUUCGCACUAGCUCUGCAGAAAGCAAUGACUACGUUGAAGUUUUCGGCCUUAAUAGGCGUAGACCCCGUCGAUGGAAUGGAUAAAGGGAAACAAACGCCGCCUCCGGUACUUACCUAUGUUCCGCAUUCGUUCGAUCUUGAUAUGGCGGUGAUGGUUAUCGGUUCGGGUCUUGGUGAAGUUAGAAAGAAUCCUUUGUUUCCUCCUUGUGCUCCCAAGGGAGUUAACCAUGAAGAUUUCUUCAAAGAAUGUAGGAAACCGGCCUGUCAUUUCGUUGCCAAGGACUAUGGUCAUCUCGAUAUGUUGGACGAUGAGACUAAAGGAUUACGAGGACGUUCGUCAUAUUGUUUGUGCAAAAAUGGGAAGGCUAGGGAGCCAAUGAGAAGGUUUGUUGGAGGAGUUCUUGUUGCUUUCAUGAAAGCUUAUCUUAAUGGAGAUAACACCGACUUGAUUGCUAUAAAACAUGGGCAUGAAACGGCACCGGUGGAGCUUAAAACGGUCGAUUUCCUUGUUUAAACACACUGUAAAGCAUAUGUUUACAACAAGAUCUUAUACAAUAAUUUCACUGGUUUGCCUUGCU